Molecule: messenger RNA, 2396 nt
Organism: Triticum aestivum (bread wheat)
Lineage: Eukaryota; Viridiplantae; Streptophyta; Magnoliopsida; Poales; Poaceae
Product: hydroquinone glucosyltransferase
Exons: 1
Coding region: 311-1801 (496 amino acids)
Molecular function (GO): UDP-glycosyltransferase activity
Source: RefSeq, a predicted model, not a curated record
AAAAAGACUUAUAUUUAGGAAUGGAGGAAGUAGUCGUUAUGAAGAUGCUGUCUGAAUAAAUCUGACUAGCAAACUACAGUAACGGUUAACUCCUCGAGAUGCCAAAUUUGACUUGUAGCCCUUCACUACCUCCCGUUGGCUUAAAGUGAUGCCAACCAUGACGCCACACAAGGGACAGCUGCUCUAAUUUGUCCCAUCGUACAACCAAGUGAGCCAACUACAGAAACUCGUGAGGCAGCAUCCACCACUCUGCUCCCAACCCCCAGCAAAACACCGGCUGUUCGGCACGGCGUCGCACACGUACGGCGGCAUGGGAGGCGAGCCAGGUGACCAGGAGCCGUCGCCGGCGAGCGCGCGGCCGCACGUGGUGCUCCUGUGCAGCCCGUGCAUGGGGCACCUCAUCCCAUUCGCCGAGCUGGCGCGCCGGCUCGUAGCCGACCAUGGUCUCGCCGCCACGCUCCUCUUCGCCGCGGCCACGGACGCCCCCUCGGAGCAGUACGCCGCCCUGGCCGCGUCCGUGCCCGAUGGCGUCGACCUAGUCGCGCUGCCCGCGCCACCGGCGGACGCCCUGCCGCCCUCGACCCCCGUGCGCGAACGCGUCGUGCAUGCUGCCCUCUCGGCUGUCCCGCACGUCCGGGACACCGCCCGGUCGCUGGUCUCUACCGCGCCGCUCGCCGCGCUCGUGGUGGACAUGGCCAGCGUGCCGGCACGCGACGUUGCCGCGGAGCUGGGCGUGCCGUGCUACAUGUUCUUCACCUCGCCGUGGAUGCUCCUGUCCCUCUUCCUGCACCUCCCGGAGCUCGACGCGGGGCUCGUCGGGGAGUACCGGGACGCGACGGACCCGAUCCGGCUGCCAGGCUGCGUGCCGAUCCACGCACGCGAGCUUCCCGGGUCUCUGCUCGCCGACCGGAGCAGCGAGACGUACGCUGGGUUCCUGUCCUUGGCCAAGGAAGCCGCGAGAGUCGACGGGAUUCUCGUGAACACGUUCCGUGAGGUGGAGCCCGCGGUGGGCGAAGGCGCGGGCGGUGUGAAGGGCAUGCCGGUGUACGCGGUCGGACCGUUGGUAUGGGCCAGGCCGGUCGCGGUCGGCGUGAACCGGGAGCCGGAGCACGCACGCCUCAUCACGUGGCUGGACCAGCAGGCACGUGGUUCCGUUGUCUUCCUCUCGUUCGGGAGCGGUGGCACGCUCACGUGGCGUCAGACAACCGAGCUAGCACUUGCGCUGGAGGCGACCGGACGUCCGUUCAUCUGGGCGGCAAAGAGGCCACACGAGGACACGGCGGACGGCGCCUUCUUCGGAACCGACGGAGGAGGAGGCAACGACAAUGACCCACUCGGCUUCCUGCCGGGGGGCUUCGUCGAGAGGACGGCGGGGGUGGGGCUCGUCCUCCUGUCAUGGGCACCGCAGACGUCGAUCCUCGCGCACGCCGCCGUCGGCUGCUUCGUGACGCACUGCGGAUGGAACUCGAGUCUGGAGAGCAUCCUCAAUGGAGUGCCGAUGGUUGCAUGGCCGCUCUACGCGGAGCAGAAGAUGAACGCGGCGAUGCUGGAGGUCCACGCAGGGGUGGCGACCCGGGUUAACACCGCCGGGCCUGCUGGCGAGGGCUUUGUCUGCAAGGAAGAGAUGGUGAACGUGAUCCAACGUGUGAUGGAGGGGGACGAAGCAACGAUGAUGAGGAGGCGUGUUGGUGAGCUCAGAGACAGAGCCACACGCGCGCUGACCAUGGAUGGUUCUUCAAAUCUUGCACUAGCCAAGGUCACGGAUGUGUGGAAGUCUUCUACUUCUAGUGACAAAAAAUAAAGGAGAAGGAAAAUAAAAAUAUUUCUGCAAGCCAUCACCAUCUCUACUUUUAAAAAGGAGAGUUGGUAGGCGCGAACCAAACUGAGGUUGUUAUUGUUAGGUGGACAGUGGUAUCCCAUCCCAUCAGGAUUCAAGUCCUGGUACUCGCUUUCCACCGCACAUUAUUGCUGGGCUUUUUCUCCCUCACACUGAAAACUAAAUCGAUUGGCCUCAUUCCUCUUUUAUUUUUUUAUGCUUGCUUUGGCAGGUCGUGAGCGUGAUCCAACGUUUGAUGGAUGGGGACAAAGCAACGACGAUAAGGAAGCGUGUUUGUGAGCUCAGAGACAGAGCGACGCAUGCACUAGCCAUGGAUGGUUCUUCGGCUGCUCCGGCGUGUGAGGCCCGCACUCUACCUUCUCCUUCGCCUCCUCCAACGCGUCGGAGCAGUCUACCUCCUCCGCCUCGUCAGCAAUGGCAGAAGAUAGACGCCGCCGCUCCGGCUGCUUCGGCGCGUCGGAACACACCGCCUCCUUCUCCGCCUCGUAAGCAACGACAGAAGAGAGACGCCGCCGCUCUGGCGGCUAGCAGUACAACCAGAGGUGGGAGGCAAUUUAGA